AAGCCGCGGAGAUCACUCCAGCUCCGGCUCCGCCGAUUCAGACACAAAAUAGAUAUAAUAUUACACUUUUUGGACAGAGUAAGGGGCAGGGAAUACAAAUGGAAGAGUCUGCAGCUCCCAUGAGGCCCUACGAGGCCGCUGGAGCCGAGGCAGGUGCUGAGGGAGGGGAGGGUUUGUCUGGUCCCCCCCUUCCAGAGUUUGAGGCCUCCGGAGCUUCUGGAGCAGUCAGCUCAGCCUCUGUGCAAGAGGCGUCGGGUUUGGCACCGCUCCGUAUGGCUCCUGCGUCAGCGGACCGACGCGCAGCGAGUUUGAGGCCAGCUCCAGCCGCAGGGGGCGGAGCCAGGUCUGGUUCUGAGCGGAACAGUGGCAGCUGGACCAAGCAAAUCCUCUGCAGGUAUUAUCUGCAUGGGCAGUGCAAGGAGGGCGAUAACUGUCGUUACUCUCACGAUCUCUCUGGGCGGCGCAAAGCUAGGGGGGGGCAAGAUUCCCAGCCUGGGGCCUCUGCAGAUAGAGGGCCCAAGAUGGCCACUCAAUGGGAGCCCCCGACUCAGGAAGUGGCGGAAGCCCCCCCUACUGCAUCCUCCAGCUUUUUGCCUCUGAUUGGCUCGGCUGCUGAAAGGGGCUUCCCCGAAGUUGAGAUUGACAAUGCAGGCAUUGGCUCAGCUGCUGAAGGGGGCUUCUCUGAAGCAGAGAUUGACAAUGCAGGCCUAGCUGCAGCCGCUGCGGGAGGAGCGGGUGCUGAAGGCUGGGAGGGAGCAAUUGAGUUUGUUCCAGGACAGCCCUACCGAGGUCGCAUGAUCCCCCCACAUGGUUUCGAGGCUUUUCCGCAGAGCCCGGAAUUUGAGAGAGAGCACAUGGCUAUAGGCAUGGGGAUGCCGAUGCCGAUGCCAGUGCCAGUGCCGAUGCCAGUGCCAAUGCCAAUGCCGAUGCCAGUGCCAAUGCCGCUCCCGCUUUGCCGCUAUGCUGCCCGGGGAGAAUGCCUCCGUGGGGAGAGUUGUGCGUACCCCCAUGGAGAAAUAUGCGACAUGUGCGGGCAGCAGGCCUUGCACCCUUGGGAUGCAGCCCAGCAGGAAGCUCAUAGGCGGGCCUGCGUUGAAGCACAUGAGAGAGAUAUGGAGCUCUCCUUUGCUGUGCAGCGCAGCAUGGACAAAGUGUGUGGCAUCUGCAUGGAGGUUGUCUAUGAGAAAGCCGACCCCAGCGACCGCCGCUUUGGCAUCCUUUUCAGCUGCAACCACACCUACUGUCUUAGGUGUAUCCGCAGGUGGAGAAGUGCCACACAGUUUGAGAACAGAAUCAGUAAGUCCUGCCCACAAUGCAGGGUCUCUUCUUUCUUUGUCAUUCCUAGUGAGUUCUGGGUGGAGGAAGAAGAGGAGAAGGAGAAACUUGUUCAGCAAUAUAAGGAGGGAAUGAGCCAGAAAGCCUGCAGGUAUUUUGCUGGAGGCUUAGGUUACUGCCCAUUUGGAGAAUAUUGUUUUUACAAGCAUGAAUACCCUGAGGGCUGGAGAGAUGAGCCUCCGAGGCCAGAUGGUGGUGGAUCGUCAAAUGCAUACUGGCAUCAAGUUUUGGAGCCUGUGCAGUUGCGAGAGGGAAAAGUGCUGCUUAAAAGCCGAAAAAAGGAGUUUGCUGUGCUUCGCCUGGCCAACCAGUUGCUUAAGAAGUUGCUUUGCCUGAGAGGCAAUUCUUCCUUCUCUGAUAACCGUUGGCUCUUGCUUCAGUACCAGCUGGAAGAAUAUUUCAGUUUGAAUCUGUAGUAUCAUGCUGUGGCACGUGGUCUAGUCUGCUAAGGCUCUGUUGUCUGCUGUUGCUUAUUUCCCUUUAUCGACUGACAAACCUAUUGCUUUCAAAGGCUGUUGAGGCAAUCUUUAUGCAGUAUUGCUGUUUUUCCCUCUAUUUCCCUUUUCUUCUCACUAGGAUUGUGAUGUUAUUCUGUGUUAUAAAAUAACAAGAGGUUAUUAAAAGUAUUGUUUGGUGGAAUUAAUAUUUCUGUCAGCUGAUGAAUUGUGGUGUCUUUUUCCAACAGGAUUCAAUCACUUCUAGUCUAGUGUUUACAGUAUCUCAUUGUGAAGUCCCUUAAGAGUAAAUGUGACAAGGUGACAAAAGUCUUUAACUGAAUUAUGAGCUUUUUGCUAUAUAGCCUUAAAAAAAUGGACGCUUACAGGGCCUUGCAGCUGCUGUCUGUGUUUGUUUACAUGUCUGUUUUUUCCCUUCUCUUUCAAGUGCACUUGUUAACUUGUGGUUACUUUGUGGUUCUGUUUUACUUGACCAAAAUGAAGUGCAUAUGUUUACAUGUUUUUAUCCUGUUUGGCUUGAUGUGAAAUUAUUUAUAUUUGGAAAUAUAUAUUUAAGAAUGAUAUAUAUGCGUAUAUGUACACAAAGAUGUAUUUGGAAACAGAUAUACACUAUAAUAUAUAUGUUUGAAGUAAUGAAAUAAAUCCAUAAAUGAAAGCCCAAUGUUAAAGUCUAGGUGUAUGGACUGUGUGUGAAUUGUGUGGAUAAUUUCUCUUCCCCUGCACU
Messenger RNA from Microtus oregoni (creeping vole), 2514 nucleotides. RefSeq names its product makorin ring finger protein 3 (gene Mkrn3). The transcript has a single exon. The record is from RefSeq and is a predicted model, not a curated record. Gene Ontology annotation, molecular function: metal ion binding; ubiquitin protein ligase activity. Gene Ontology annotation, biological process: protein polyubiquitination. Lineage: Eukaryota; Metazoa; Chordata; Mammalia; Rodentia; Cricetidae. The coding region runs from base 99 to 1751 and encodes 550 amino acids.